AGAGGAGGAGUGCUGGGGGGGAGGAGGAGUGAUGAGGGAGGGAGGAACAGUUUGAAGAGCUGGGCUGAAGUUAGAGUAGCUGCAGAUAGACAGAUAGCAGCAGAGAAAGAGAGACAGAUUGGGGAAAAGUGAAUAAAGUGUGAUUUGAGGAAUAUGUUGCUAUAACUUUUGGAUUUAAUUUUAUCCAUAUAUUCAACUUUUUUGUCUAAUUUUUUUUUACUUUUUUUGUUUCCUGUUGUGAGGUGCUUCCCCACCUGAGAGUUAUAUUUUUAGAGUGUGUGCGUGAGAGUGUGUUUUUGUGAGUGUAUGUGUAUGUGGGUGUGAUAUAUAGUAAGCCAUGGAGCUGGAGCAUUUGGGCGGCGGUGGGGUUAAACCCGAGAGGGGCAACACUCGUCUCUACAGGAUAGCACUGGCCAUGUGUGUGUGUCUCUGUGCUGUACUGCUGCUUGCACUCAUACUGGUUUCUCAAAAAUCCAGUCAGGAGGAGUUCUGUCUGACCCCAGAAUGCAUUGAAGCAGCGGGGUCUAUUUUAAGUAAAAUAGAUCGGUCUAUUGACCCCUGUGAGGACUUCUAUAGUUUUUCCUGUGGAGGUUGGCUAAAGGAGAACCCCAUCCCUGAAGACUCCUCCUCGUACGGCAUCUACCCCUGGCUGCGGCAGCAUGUCGACAUCCGACUAAAAGAGUUACUGGAAGCUCCAUCAGACCCUGAUGAACUGGAUGCAGUGACCAAAGCUAAGAUCCUCUACCGUUCCUGUAUGAAUGAGACUAUGCUGGAGAAGGUGGACACUAAACCGAUGCUGAAAACACUGAAACACCUGGAGUUUCGGUGGCCCGUUGUUGGGGACGGGCUCGGCGGGGACUAUCAGUGGUCGCCAGGUCAGUGGAACCUCCUGAAGACUCUGGCAGAGAUGAGGAACCAGCACAGUAAGAGUGUCCUGAUUCGCCUGUAUGUCUCCCCUGACGACAAAAACUCCUCACACUACAUCAUCAAGCUCGACCAGGCGUCCUUGUCUCUGCCCUCCAGGGAAGACUACAUCACCAACACUUCCUCCGCCCAGGCGUACCGUGCAGCACUGCUCAGUUUGAUGGUGGAUACAGCCGUCAUGCUGGGUGCUCCAGAGAAAGCAGCACUGACCCAGAUGGAAAAGGCUCUCGCCUUUGAGACCAGACUGGCUCAUAUCCUGAUUCCCUAUGAAAACCGCACCAGUGAGAACAUGUACAACAGAUACACACUCUCUCGCCUGCAGCGCUUCAUACCACAGUUUGACUGGCUAGGUUUUGUAAAAGCUGUGGUGGAGUCUAAAAAUGACCCAGCUCGGUCCAUCUCCUCCUCUGAGCCCGUGAUCGUCCGAGCCCCACAGUACUUCAAGGAACUCGUCAAGCUCAUUAACACCACAGAUCCCAGGACUGUAGCAAACUACGUACAGUGGAGGACAGUUUUUUCCAGGAUCACCACUCUGAGUCGUCGUUUCCUGUACAGAUACCUCGACUAUGCUCGGGUAACCACAGGAACCACCUCUCUAACCCCGCGCUGGGAUAAGUGUGUCAACUACGUUGAGAACUCGCUUGUUUAUGCCACCGGGCGCCUUUUUGUCAACACACACUUCCAGGAGGACAAGAAACACAUGAUGGAGGAGCUGAUCAAGGGAAUUCGCUGGGCGUUCAUCGACAUGCUGGAGAAAGAGAAUGACUGGAUGGAUCAACCAACGAAGACAAGAGCCAUAGAAAAGGCUCAUGCAGUCCUGGCAAAGGUUGGCUACCCCGAGUUUAUUCUGAAUGACACCUACCUCAAUGAAGAUCUAAAGGAGUUAAAGUUCAAUGAGUUGGACUACUAUGGUAAUGUGAUGCAGACGCUGAAGUUCAUUGCCCAAUCUGAUAUCGCCUGGCUUCGAAAGAGCGUGCCACGUACAGAGUGGUUUACAAACCCAACAACUGUGAAUGCCUUCUACAGUUCUUCCACAAAUCAAAUCCGAUUUCCUGCUGGAGAGCUUCAAAAACCCUUCUUCUGGGGAAGAGAGUAUCCAAGAUCUUUAAGUUAUGGUGCCAUUGGAGUGAUAGUCGGACAUGAGUUAACACAUGGCUUUGAUAAUAACGGUCGCAAGUAUGACAAAAAUGGAAACCUUGACCAGUGGUGGAGUAACUCGUCUGUGACAGCCUUCAAUGAGAAGACCCAGUGUAUGAUAGACCAGUAUAAUGGCUACCACUGGGAUGAGGCAGGCCUGAAUGUGCGGGGUAAGAGGACUUUGGCAGAAAAUAUAGCAGACAAUGGAGGAAUAAGAGAAGCAUUCAGGGCAUACAGGCGGUGGGUAGAUGAGAGCAGAGGUGGUGUGGAGGAGCCUCUGCUGCCUGGAGUUGGACUGAACAACAACCAACUGUUCUUCCUGAGCUAUGCACAUGUGAGAUGUAACUCUUACAGACCAGAAGCAGCCAGGGACCAGAUCCAGAGCGGCGCCCACAGUCCACCAAAAUACAGAGUUGUCGGAGCAAUGAGUAACUAUGAGGAGUUUCGGAAAGUAUUCAGCUGUCCUGAGUCAUCAGUUAUGAACCGAGGAGCACAGUCCUGUCGGGUGUGGUGACCUUUGACCUCAGCUUGACCCUGAACCAGGCCAGAGCUGUCAGCAGGACGCCUGUUGAAAAGGCUGAUAUGCUUAGCCAACAUAGUUUACAUGAAGUGGGAGCCAUGAAAAAUGAAUGAGUUGUUCUCACAGAGGAAUAUGAACCCUAACUCAUAGACAUGUCAGGGAAUUAUGCCAUUUUUAAUUGGAUAUUGUAUAGUUGUUACUGCAACAAAUUUGUAGUGUUUUUUCACAGGUACAUUUACUGCAUAUGUUGCAGUUACUACAUAAAUUAUGACUGAAGGCAUUUGUCAAGGACCAUAGUUUAUGACUAUUUGAAACAGUGUUUUUUGCAGGCUAUUUAAAAAAAAUUAAUAAAACCUGCUUCUUUUUACAACAACACUUACAGUAUAUGCACUGUGAGUGUGACUAAAUAAAGCUGGCACAUUUUUUAUGGUAAUAAAGAAUGUAUAAUACAUUAAAGUUAAGAUACAAUCACUAGAACUAUUUUUUUUUACAGCAACAUAUAUUCCAGAUGUUACAGUGUGGGAGGCAGGAAUAUUUCAGGUCAACAUCUGCAUAUAUUCAUUAGCAGCCUUGUUAAUGAAUUCCCAGCAUCUCAAACCAAAGAGUAAUUCAUAUUUUAGCAGAAAUAUGAGCAGAAAAUGUAGAAAAUAGUGCUAUAAAAAGUUGCAUACUUUUUAAAAGCUUAUUUUUCUUGUUUUCCUUAUUUUUCUUGAAAUAAUUGUGAAAGCCUGUGAUGUAAUUAUGUGUGUGUGUGUGUGUGUGUGUGUGUGCGCGUGUGCAUGUGUGUUGGAGGUCUCCUUUGGUAAGUCUCAGUCUUGUCUUGGUUUCUGUUCCACUUUGUUUCAGUCUCUUGUGUCAGACAUUUAUAUUCAUUCUGCUGCAGUUCAGCCUGAGGCAAAUGAACUCACAGAAUUACAAGCACUCAAACUACAAGAUGCACUCUGCAUUUGUCUUUCUGUCUCUGGUGCUGAGCUGCACUGCAGACGUGCACUCACACAUCCGUUUCUUGUAGUAUUUGAUGUUGCCCUGGAACACUGGGAGUCUUUAUAAAGCAGAUUUAACAAAUUAGUCAGAAAAUGACAACAAUAUAGCUUCAGAAAUAUUAUUUACUCCUAAAUUCACUGUUAUGGUGUUGUUUUCUGUAUUUAAAUGAUUGUUGCCAUUGUAUUUUCACGUUUCAUUGACCAACUUUUCUAAUUCUGCUUUUGGAAGCUUCUUGAUUCAUAUUGCUUAUGUCUCUGUUUGACUUGGGUGAUAAUGAAAUAUUAUCCUACAGAGGCUGGUUUUACCAGCUCUUCAUAAAUUAAAACUUAGCCUAGUAAUAAAGUGUUUUCUAAGUGAGGAUAUACACAUGUUUUAUUUAAAAUAGAUUGCACCAAAAAAAACUAGUCCUUACAAAACUGCCAGGUGAAACUGUUGGGUAACUAGCAAGCUUGACUGACAAAACUACUGUUAGCGUGCUGAUAUAGACUUAAGCAUAUCAGAGGUAAUAUGGUCGACAUGUCUGACCUGAGUUUUGAUGAUGUUAACUGGGAAGAUUUUAAACUACAUUUCACAAAAUUAACUCAAUCCACCUGAAAUUACAAAACAUAACACCAGUAAUGUUAGCCUAUAUGGUCAAAUAUUGUAACCUUAUAUGCAUAGUCAGUACUUCCCUCUCACUGUAAACUGCAGAGUUUGUUAAUUUCAGAUGUUGUGUUACUGCUUAUGAUGCUACGGUGGCUAGCUGUUUUACAUGGCUGAGUCAGACGUUUUCUUGUUUAAAGUCCGAUUUAGCAAUAGUUUGAAACUUGCCAGUUGUUACCACCAAGAACUUUGCAGGAAUUUAACACACAAACUUAGCAAUAUAGAGAUGAUAUGAAAACUAGCCAGUGUACUGAACCGAUCAGCCCUUUUUUGAUUAAUAAAUCUGUAAUCAAUAAAAUUCAGAGGAAAAUUUUAUACAUGUAAAAUCCAACAAGGAAAAUAAAUCUCAAAUCUAGCAUUAUUUUUGACACUGUCUAUAAAUUAACAAAAUAUUAGUACUAGCAGUUAUUGUAAUUAUCAAUUCAUCCGUUGAUUACUUCUACAAAUGAUCUUUUGGUCAAAAAUGUUAAUCUAAAAGAUGUAAAAAUCUAAAUAUCUAAUAAUGUCAGGAAAUGGUGAAAAAUGCACAUUUCCCAGAUGAUGUCUUCAAAUGUCUUUGUUUUGUCCAACCAGUUCUUUAAAUCCCAAAGAUGUUCAGUUUACAGUGAUAUAAAAUAGUGAGAGCCAGCAAAUUCUCUUUAUUUACAUUUAUUAUUUGGAAGUGUUUUUUUCUGGAUAUGCUUUUUUUUUUAGCAGAAUGGGAUGAUUAGUAAUUGCCAUUGUUCUUGUACCUUUGUAUCUGUAUGUUGUGAUCGUGGUUCAGUGUGUUUUUAUUUUUGGGUUGUGCUCCUGUCUGUCAGGUUCUAAUAAAACUCUGACAUUACGCUGUUA
Lates calcarifer (barramundi perch) is the source of this 5038-nucleotide messenger RNA. It is a transcript of the gene phex, whose product is annotated as phosphate regulating endopeptidase homolog, X-linked. The transcript has 22 exons. Gene Ontology annotation, molecular function: metalloendopeptidase activity. The record is from RefSeq and is a predicted model, not a curated record. Lineage: Eukaryota; Metazoa; Chordata; Actinopteri; Centropomidae. Gene Ontology annotation, cellular component: plasma membrane. Gene Ontology annotation, biological process: protein processing. The coding region runs from base 338 to 2575 and encodes 745 amino acids.